Molecule: messenger RNA, 285 nt
Organism: Rotaria sp. Silwood2
Lineage: Eukaryota; Metazoa; Rotifera; Eurotatoria; Philodinida; Philodinidae
Source: the annotation of a GenBank genome assembly
AUGUUAUCGAAUGCAGUUGAAGAUGGUGAUAAAAUCAUUCAAUGUUUAAAUAGCAAUGAAAAACUUCAAUUCGUUCGUCAAAUGACUGAAGCGGCUAAUAACUUAUAUUAUAUCGAUUUUCAACGCCAAUUAUGGCAAGUUUAUUUUGAUCUUUGUAUGAAAGAACGUGUAUGGGCACCACGAGUAUCAAAAUCUUUUGCUAAACAGCAUCAUACAUGUCGUUCAUAUGGUUUUCCUAAGGAUAUCAUUGAACAACGACAGAAAACAAUAACACAACUGUUAUGA